Messenger RNA from Rhinichthys klamathensis goyatoka, 3386 nucleotides. It is a transcript of the gene sema4gb, whose product is annotated as sema domain, immunoglobulin domain (Ig), transmembrane domain (TM) and short cytoplasmic domain, (semaphorin) 4Gb. The record is from RefSeq and is a predicted model, not a curated record. Gene Ontology annotation, biological process: neural crest cell migration; axon guidance; negative regulation of axon extension involved in axon guidance. Gene Ontology annotation, molecular function: semaphorin receptor binding; chemorepellent activity. NCBI's taxonomy places the organism in Eukaryota, Metazoa, Chordata, Actinopteri, Cypriniformes, Leuciscidae. The coding region runs from base 289 to 2943 and encodes 884 amino acids. The transcript is spliced from 15 exons.
UACAACGCAGUACACAGUCAGAUCUCCAGAGCAGAGGCAUCAUUAGCGGCACAACGGGGAAUCCUAUGGAAACACGGGGUGACUGAUGCUUACUUUUUCUGAAACAACUGAGCAGGAAACCUUUGACAGAGCAAGGAUGAGUUAGCAGCCCAUGACUGCACUGCUGGAAGCGGGAGCCUGUUCUAGUGAAUCAGCAUCAAUUACACAACAUUAUCUUCAGCAGAGUUGCUGGAAGCAAUCUUAGCUGCCUGGAUCUUAGCAGAACCUCCUCAGUGCAUCCUGUUGAUCAUGAAGCACACCAAACCGUCGAACUUCAUGCUGGUGGUGCUCGAAUGCCUAAUAACUGUCAUUUGGGGUUUUCCAUUUGGACCUGUCCUUGAAAUGGAUGUCACCCCCAGGACAACUGUACAUGUCAAUGGGCUGCUGGGUUGUAAUCAUUUCCAUGGAGCUGCAGUCAACUACAGCUCUCUGUUACUGGAGGAUGGGCCUGGCUUGCUGUAUGUUGGAGCCAGAGAGGCCAUUUACAAACUGGACACUGCCAACAUCUCUGACACCAAUAUCUCUUUUUUGCUGGAAUGGGCAGCAUCUGCUGAACAGAAGAGGCAGUGCCUGAGCAAAGGAAAGAACAAUCAGACUGAAUGCUACAAUCACGUGCGAUUCCUGGACAGAUACAACGACACUCACCUGUACACCUGCGGGACGCAUGCCUUCAGACCACGCUGUGCUUACAUAGAUGUGGCACGCUUCACCUUUGUGCGUUUUGAGGAGGGAAAGGAGAAAUGUCCUUAUGACCCUACAAAGAGCUACACUGGAUUUAUAAUAGAUGGUGAGAUGUACUCUGCAUCUCAGUAUGAGUUUCGUGACAUCCCUGAUAUACGGCGCAACUUUCCUUUCCCAAAUUUGCGGACGGACGAUUCUCCAACAAGAUGGCUGCUGGAGUCAGAUUUUGUCGGCUCAGCUUUACUCAGAGAGAGCAUCAACAGCUCCAUCGGGGAUGAUGACAAACUCUACUUCUUCUUCACGGAGAGGAACACAGAACCGACAGCUUACUCCAGCCAGACCAAAGUGGCCAGGGUGGCCCGUGUGUGUAAAGGGGACAUUGGAGGGCAGAGGACUCUUCAGAGGAAGUGGACGUCCUUUCUCAAGGCCAGGCUGGUGUGCGCCAUCCCUGAUUAUGAGCUUCAAUUCAACAUCCUGCGCAGCGUUUUUGUCGUUGAGGGAAGCAACGUACACGACAGUGUCUUCUAUGGCAUUUUUGGACUUGAGUGGAGAAAUGUUAAGAUGUCUGCAGUGUGUCAGUAUUCACUCAGAGAUGUUCAGACAGCUUUUGAUGGGCCUUACAUGGAACUACAGGACUCCAAAUGGAGCGAGUACACUGGGAAAGUUCCGGAGCCGAGGCCUGGCUCGUGUAUAACUGAUCAGCAUCGUGCCCUGCUCCUAAAUUCCUCCCGGGAUCUCCCUGACAACACACUGAAUUUUGCUCGGAGACACCCUUUAAUGUCCAAACAAAUCCAGCCAGUGGGAGGACAUCCUCUGUUGCUCCAGAGGAGCGCGGACUACACCAAGAUCGCUGUACAACAGGUUGUGGGUUUGGAUGGACUCAUCUAUGACAUGCUCUUUAUUGGAACAGAUGAGGGCUGGUUACACAGGGCUGUAAAGAUCAGAGACCGUGUGCAUAUCAUUGAGGAGCUUCAGUUGUUCGAGGAGAAACAGCCAAUCAAUAACAUGGUGAUAUCACAAAAACAGAACAGUAUCUAUGUGAGUGCCCCCUCUGGACUGGUGCAAGUACCCCUGUCAUCCUGUGAGCGCUACACAUCCUGUUAUGAUUGUGUGUUUGCACGAGAUCCACUCUGUGGUUGGGAUGGAAGAACAUGUGCUGAGAUAACAUCUUACGCUAAUAGGUCCAGUCUCAUCCAGGACGUCCAGAUGGGAAGCAGAGGCUGUACUAAUAUUACAAAUGAUGGUUUCGUCAUGCACCGGACACGUGCAGUGAUGGCAGGGGAUGAUGUGCUGUUACAGUGUGAGAUUCGUUCUAACCUGGCCACCCCUUACUGGACGCUGAACGGUCAGCAGCUGCAGGGUUACGGCGUAGAAUUUGGCUACCGCACGGGCAACGACGGCCUCCUCAUCAUCGGCGCUCAGAACCAGCAAAGUGGACACUACCGCUGUUACGCAGUGGAGAACGGCGUCUGGGUUCCCGUUCGCAGUUACGUGGUUCGAGUGCAACCCGUUCCGCCUCCUGCAUCACAUCUCUCAGGAAGCCCCACAGCUCUACCUGAAAGUUUCUUCACCACCAAAACUGUGCCAACUCCGAGUCCUUCCAGCGGUCCUGUUGAGCAGAUCCUGUCACCCCCACCGGCCCCGUUACCUUCUGGGCCGGAGUUCCAGACCUACAGGCACAUGGAGGCCAUGUACAUCUCUCUGGUGGCUGUACUCGGCGGGCUUUGUCUGGUACUAACGGUGGUCCUGCUGUACGUUAGCUUCUGUGCACACAACUCUCCCAAUGCCAGAAAGUACUCCCAGCAAGCUCUGUCUAUAACCACGGCAAGCGAAAGAAAGAGGAGCUCGCACUUUGAGCUCAAAACCAUCUCCAGCCACUGCAAUGGCCGAAUGGAGGGGCGUAGCAGAGCAACGUCGAGAGACGGAGAGUUUCUACAGAUCAUUCAAACAGACAUCCAAACCACGCCGAGUGAGGAGCCUCCGCCCGCGCCACCACUUCCUAUGCCACCGCCCCUGCCCGCCUCGGAAUACGCCAACGGACUGUCGGCCACGUUGCCCAGUGUGCUGAGAAAGAUGAACGGGAACAGCUAUGUGCUCUUGGGGCAGUCGGACUCCGAAAUGACGUCUCCACUUUACCACUCCUUCACAGAGGAGCUCAACAGGAUUCUAGAAAAGAGGAAACACACACAGUUGGACAUCCAACCAGAUGAGAGCUCGGUGUAGCAUGAUCUCACACCAUUACUAUAGCACCCUCUUGUGGUGUGGAGGCUUACAUUUUGUAUAAGACUUAAGAGAACUGUGUUGUGAAGUUCUUCAUAGUAUCUCCGAUAUACACAACUUCAACUUAUUUGGCUUGGCGCCUUUGUGAAUCCUUCAUUUGAAAAUAUGUUAGUGAAAAUAUUUCUGAGUUUGGUCCAAUUUACUUCUGGCCAAUAUUUACUUCUGUCAACUGUAGCUAAAGACGCCUAGACUGUGAACUUUGGAGUGUAAAAAACACAAAAUGAGCUUCAAUCAAGAACACGCAAGACUGAGUUUAGUUAAGUUUCGUUUUAAAGGAGAAUUAAGAGACUUCAAAACACUGUCCAAAGACUUUCUCAGCAAAGCAAUGCAUAUUUGUACAUAAUCAACGUGGUAUUAUUGCUUAAAUGCAGAUGUUUACAGAUUUU